Molecule: messenger RNA, 1180 nt
Organism: Westerdykella ornata
Lineage: Eukaryota; Fungi; Ascomycota; Dothideomycetes; Pleosporales; Sporormiaceae
Exons: 1
Coding region: 115-990 (291 amino acids)
Biological process (GO): Golgi vesicle transport; lysosomal transport; endocytic recycling
Cellular component (GO): GARP complex; EARP complex; membrane
Source: RefSeq, a predicted model, not a curated record
GCCGCGGCCUUGGCGCGGCAAGAUGUAAACGUUGAGCUCUAACAGAACGUAUACUUGUCCCGCUGGAGUUCCCCGUCGACGCAUUGCCCGUGUACUUCCGUUGCAUGUUCCACGAUGUCUACCAUAGCCUCUCCUCGGCCGUCAUCGUCCAUCCGCUCGCCAUCCUCUACUCGUACGUCAAUUGACACCGCAGCGAGACCACCAGCCAAUUCCCGUCGUAACCGCGCUGCACUUCGGGACUAUUACGGUAUCAAGAGUGCCAGCAAAGGCGCUGAUACCAAGAUUUCUGAAGAAUCAUCACGGACGGAGCUUGGCCCAGAUGUCGAGGCCGAAACUCUGAGCGAAUUGGAUUCGGAAACUUUUGACGCUGAGGCAUACGUCAACACCAUACUCGCUACGCGCGGACUGUCAGAAGUACUCAAGACUGAGGCAGACCUACUGUCCCGUACGUAUACCAUCCUCUGCAACUUAUUCUGGCGGAUUAUUAUUAACUGCAGGCCAGAGAUACGGAACCUUGACAGUGACCGGAAAUCUCUCGUUUACGACAAUUACUCUAAACUUCUUGCCGCCACAUCGACGAUUCGGAGAAUGCGCACGAACAUGGACCCUUUGGCCCCCACCACACAUACCCUCUCGCCUGCUAUAUCGCACAUCGCGGAGACUGCAGCAUCUAUCUCCUCCUCGGCGCAUGCCAGCGUUGCACACCCGGCUGGUCUAGGGAUCCAGGUCCGGAUCGAUGAGCCAGGUCACCAGUCUGGCAGCGACAAGGACCGCCAGAAAGAAAGGGCCACUGUUCUGUGGGUUUUGGAUACCCCGCGGCGAUUGAAUGCUCUGUUGGCCGAGAGAAGGACCAAGGAAGCUCAAGAAGAUUGGGCAGAGGUCAGCCGAUUGCUCCAGAAAUGGGGAAAGGUGAAUGGCGUUGGAGAACUGCGCACCGCUUGCGAGAACAUCAUGGAUGCGAUUCAAGAUCCGCCCGAGGCUGGCUCCUAAUGAUGCCCUGCGUGCAUCAAUCAUCAUUGCCGGAGUUGUCCAUCAUUAUCCCAGCGCAGCUUUCGAUGGGGUCUGGAUGUUCAAAACGACUCUUUAUCGAUAACGAUUCAGCCCGUCGCACACCCCUGAUCAUCCGAGCCGAGCCGAGACUCGGCGUCGCUCAACAACUUGUCACAGCGAUGCUCGAACC